Messenger RNA from Cylicostephanus goldi, 369 nucleotides. The record is from the annotation of a GenBank genome assembly. NCBI's taxonomy places the organism in Eukaryota, Metazoa, Nematoda, Chromadorea, Rhabditida, Strongylidae.
UUACUCUUCAUCAUCUAUCGUUUGCUGAAGUUAAAAUGGGAUGAAGAGGCAGCUCGGCGGCGGACUGAGGCAUUACUGGCUAUGGCAGCAGAUGACGAACGAGAAAAUGCCAGGGAAGCGCAGAUGGCCGGAGGGCGUCGAAGAAACGUUGUUCGUCGGAGAAUUCAUCAUGACGAAGAUGACUUUGUCAAUCAGAUGCUUGGCGAAGUUGAUCCAGACGCAGAAGGCUCUGAAGGCGAAGGAGCAGCGCUGCCAAUGUUUGACCAACAUGGUGAGAAAAUUGGUAAAAGAAAAGCGGCCAAAUUACAAGCCAAAGCAGAAAAGAAAGCAAUGAGGGAGCAGGUGAAAAAUAUACCUUUUUUGAAAUAA